AUGUGACUUAGCAUUGCUUGAGGCUCAACAGGUAGUUUACAUGCUCUUUCUUUAUUCCAACACUUUGACCUGCGAUAAGUCGAGCAUCCGAUGCUCGGGAUACCAUUUGAUCAAGAGGUUAUUUCGACUUCCUUUAUAGAAUGCAUAGUUAGGCUCAGAGCUGCAUGCAUCCAAAAAAGUGGGUACUAAACAAAGAACAUCACAGGUUGAAAGCACAAACUGAUCCCCAAGUACUCCGCGAUGAAUAGACUUUUGCUUUAAAAGAAUAUGAACAUGAUACCAAGUUGCAUCUUCUGCACUGUGUUAGUCCUGCUUUCGCUGCAGCAAACGACAAGCACCCAUGUGACUGUAGGGGCUGUAAUAGAUGGCACAUCUCGUGCUGGAAAGGAGGCAAAUGUUUCCUUGCAGAUUGCUUUAGAAGAUAUCAGCAGAAAGGCCGAUCAAAGAUUGGUGUUGCACAUAAUCAACUCCCGCGGUGAACCUGCCCUGGCAUCUCUAUCAGCCAAAAGAUUAAUUGCUGCCAGGGAAGUUCAAGUCAUUAUUGGACCACAUACAUGGCAAGAAGCAUCACGAGUUGCAGAAGUCAGUAACCAAGGUAAAAUUCCUAUGUUCUCACUCGCUGAUGUGACUCCGAUAUGGGCCAUGGAGCACUGGCCUUUCCUUGUUCAAGCCUCAGGAACCAACCAGGAUGCACAAAUGAAAGCUGUGGCUGCAAUUGUGCAGUCUUGGGAUUGGCAUAGAGUCAACAUAAUAUAUGAAGAUGAUACUGUUUCUGCCUUUGGCAGUGUCAUCCCUUAUCUCAAGGAGUCCUUACAGGAAGUCGGAGCUGAAAUAAGUAACCUUGUACCCCUCGAAUCUGUUAUAGCUUCAUCGUUGGUUGCAGAGCUCACAAGGCUAAGAGAACAGCAGUGUAGAGUUUUUAUUGUUCAUACAUCUAUGAAAUUGGCCACUCGCCUCUUUCAGAAAGCAAAAGAGUUAAAGAUGGUGGAAGAAGAUUAUAUCUGGAUUGUCACCAACUCAAUUACCGAUUUUUUCCACUCACUCGAUCUUACCACCAUUCACUCAAUCCAAGGGGUGAUUGGAGUUGAGAAAUAUUUUUCAACGUCCAGCAUAAGGUUUGCAGAUUUCAAAAGGCGAUUUCAGAAAAAGUUCAGCCUAGAUUAUCCUGAAGAAGGAAAUGAUCAGCCUGGGAUUUCAGCAGUGGAGAUCUAUGAUGCUCUGUGGGCAGUAGCACAUACAUAUGGAGGAAGGAAUAUGCAAGUUCCUAAGCAUAGAGCAACGUUUAUGGAAAAAAUGGCUUCUGUCCACUUCUAUGGGUUGACUGGUAGAGUUCAAUAUAAUGCGAGGAAAUUAACCCCAUCUCAUAUGUUCAGAAUUGUCAAUGUGAUCGGAAAGAGUUACAAAGAACUUGGAACCUGGUCCAAAGGAUUAGGUUUCUCAGAAAGCAUAGGCGAUAAUGCUGUCUACAACUCUUCUAUGCAAAACCUGGGACAAGUAAUUUGGCCCGGGCAAUCCUUGUAUACACCAAAAGGAUGGGCACUUUCAAACAGCUCUGGAUUUUGGCGAAUAGGUGUUCCUACUGAAGGCAUGUUCAAACAAAUUAUAAACAUUUCGUAUGAUCCGCAGACUAACAAUUUUACUUUUACUGGAUUUGUAAUUGAUACCUUCAGAGAAGUCAUGGUCAGAUUGCCAUACCACGCACCAUAUGAAUUCAUCCCCUACAAUGGAACAUUUGAUUCUUUGGUUGAACAAGUUUAUUUGAAGAAAUUUGAUGGAGUAGUUGGUGUCAGUGUAAUAGCCGACAGAUAUAAAUAUGCAGAAUUCACACGUACCUAUACAAGGUCGUCAUUGACAAUGUUAGUACCUGUCCAAUCAGAAACGCCAUCUAGAUCUUGGCUAUUUAUGAAGCCCUUCACAAAAGCCAUGUGGCUGCUUAUAUUGGCCAUAACAAUCUACAAUGGCUUUGUCAUAUGGUUGAUUGAGAGGAAACACAAUCAGAGACUUCAAGGCUCUGCAACGGAUCAAGCUGGAAUCCUGAUUUGGUUAUCCUUUACUACUCUCUUCUCUUUGCAAGGCGGAAGACUUCAUAACAAUUUAUCACGUCUAGUUGUAGUGGUCUGGCUAUUUGUGGCAUUGGUUAUCACACAAAGUUAUAGCGCAAGUCUUACUAGUAUGCUCAGUGUCCAGAAGCUUGAAGCUAAAGUUUCUGACAUAGACACACUGAAGACUAGUAAUGCUGCAGUGGGGCAUACAAGAGGUUUUUAUGGUAGAUAUUUAGAAGAAGUUCUGGGCUUUAAAUCUAUCAACCUGAGGAGUUUUAGCUCGCAAGAAGAAUUUGCUAAUGCGCUUAAAACUGGAAAGAUUGCAGCAGGGUUUAUGAAUGAUACUUAUCUUAAGCUUUUUCUUGCCAAGCACUGUAGAAGCUUUGUAGCAGUAGGACCAUCAUAUACAGUAGGGGGGCAUGGAUUUGCAUUUCCAAUGGGUUCACCAAUAAUAGCUGAUUUAGACAAGGCACUGUUGGAAGUCACUGAAUCUGGGAAGCUUAGAGAACUAGAGGACAAGACGAUUGGAGAAGAGGGGUGUGUAGGGGUGGACUCAAGUAAUGAUGAUGAAGUCAGUCUAAGCAUCGACAGCUUUUGGAUAAUUUUCUUGUUCACAGGGGGGACGACCACAUUUUCUCUAGCGAUCUAUGUUCUGGAUAGACUUAAAGAAAGCUGGAAACAUCACAAGUAGAAACUAGUAGUACUAUAACAGCAAUAUUAAAACAUUGGAGGCAUCAGAGAAGUAGAUUGAAGAGAAAUCAGUGAUCCUUGAUUCUUAAUUGUUCUAAUCGAAAGAACUUGCUAGUUUUAUCAUAUUGUAAUUUUAGGCAACUUCAGCACAACAGGCUCUCGAAAAAGUAACUGAAAUAGAAAAGUAACGUUUCAGAUUAUAUUAAAAAGACCUCGAGUUUGUCGUC
This is a messenger RNA of Daucus carota subsp. sativus, 2959 nucleotides long. RefSeq names its product glutamate receptor 2.7. The record is from RefSeq and is a predicted model, not a curated record. The coding region runs from base 268 to 2733 and encodes 821 amino acids. The transcript has 5 exons. Gene Ontology annotation, cellular component: plasma membrane. Gene Ontology annotation, molecular function: signaling receptor activity; ligand-gated monoatomic ion channel activity. Lineage: Eukaryota; Viridiplantae; Streptophyta; Magnoliopsida; Apiales; Apiaceae.